GUAGGCCAAUUAAGUCAUGUCCUGAUAUUCAUAGCUAUGGAGAUUCGACAGUGAGAUUCGCAAUGACAUUUAUUUAGUUGGUUCAUACUUUGCUCUGCUUGUGCAUUUAUUACUCUCGGAAUCAUGACACGGCAUAAUUCUCAUAAUCUCUCAUCUGUUUCAGUUCUCCCCCGGAAAUAGCGUCGACCAUGACCUUCCUUCUUCGGAUCACGUCUGUCAUGUCGACAGCACAGGCUAACAUCCCUGACAUGUAUGCUAGCUGUAGAAAAAUGUGCACUUCUACAUAGAUGGUGCUGUCAUUAAGGUUUAUUUGUUGUGGUUGGAGGGAACAUAUGCAUCCAGGUGUCUGCUGACACACUGUGUAGUUUGGGAACAAUGGUGAAAUAUUUCCACUGCGUUGGUCUUCUCAAGAACACAUGGGACCAAGUCUGCCUGGCUUUCUGGCAGCGAUACCCCAACCCCUACAGCAAUCAUGUUUUGACGGAGGACAUUGUUUUCCGUGAGGUGACUCCUGAUAACCGGCUCAUAUCCAGACGCCUGCUGACCAAAACUAACAGAGCCCCACGCUGGGCCGAGAAGUUCUUGCCCAAGCAAAUGGCCCGACUGGCGUACAUCGUCGAGGACUCUAUUAUCGACCCAAAGACCCGGACCAUGACCACAGUCACCUGGAACAUCACACACGCGCGCCUAAUGUCGGUUGAGGAGCGCUGUGUUUAUGCUGUAAAUCCUGAGAACAGCAGCUGGACGGAGAUACAGCGCGAGGCGUGGAUCUCCUCGAGCCUCUACGGGCUUUCCAGAGCCAUCCAGGAAUUUGGCGUCGCAAGAUUCAAGACCAGUGUUACCAAAACCAUGAAAGGGUUUGAAUAUGUUUUGGCUAAAAUGCAAGGCGAGACGCCCUCCAAAACGCUGGCCGAGACGGCCACAGAGAAGGCCCGCGAGACGGCCCUGGCGGCGAAGGAGAAGGCCAAAGACCUGGCGUCCCAGGCCCAGAAGAAGCAGUACGUGUGAAUGGGUGGCAUGUGGUGGUGGUCUCCCAUGUGCUCUUUUGGAUGCCACUCAUACUCAACCCCCCCCCCCCCCCCCCCUCCUCCUCCUCCUCCUCCCCUCACACACACACGCGCAAUCGCCACCCCUCCGUGCACUUGAGCUUCCAUUCUCCGAGUGUGUGACCCAGUCAACUGUACUUGACCUGAGUGUGUAUCUCCACGUCAGCCUUAUUCCGGGUCAAGACAUGACGGAUGCGGAUGUACAUCUUCCUCCAUUUAGUGUCUGUGGUUUGUUUCUGUUUUUGUUUUUGUUUUUUUCUUGUCCAAGAGUAGUUACUAGUGGGUUCUUUUCAUUAAUCGAGGGUGGGUGGGUGGAAUAGAUAGAUGUGGGUCUUAAUUUAUCCGUCGUCUUUCCUCUGUAUGUAACUCUACAUACUUGACUCAGCUAUCUCAGCAGACAGUUACGCUGCCUUUGUGUUUUUUUUCUGUUUGUCUCCUCAUCCACUCGGUGGAUUCCGUUAUGAAAUGCUGUUUCCGUUUCACCAUUUGUGCUCCUUACCCUGCGCCCUGCUCCCCCAUCUUCCUCUCUCUACUGCGUAGUUUCAUUGCUUCAAAUUGAAGUGAUUUUUUUUUGUCAGAUGAAUGGUCCACGUUAAUUGCAGUCCUGGCCGGGUUAGGCAAACUGUGCUUUCAUUCAAAACAGAGGACGGGACCAUCAAAACGUAACCAUUGUGGAGGCCAACUCCCAACUAAUCAACGAAGCACUUACUUUAGUUUACCCAUAACAUCACUAGAGCUCAGGGUAAUCCAGAAUAAAUAUAAAACGGUCAUCUUAUGAAUAGCAGUGAAUACAGUUAUGCCUCAAAAGGCAUUUCAGGUACGUUCGAUGUGUCCUAGUCCUCAAGUAUGAAUGAAGACUGGUUUGGUGUUGUGUGCAUUUCAGAUGUACCGUGCAGUUACAAACAUGGGAGAAAUGAUUGCAGUGGGCAGCAGUGUCUGUAUACUAUAUAUGCUUGAAAAUGUACUGGAAAAAAAUGAAUUGCAUCAUUCGAAUCUACCAAAGUAGAGAUGGUCUUGAUUAUUAAUGAUUAUCUUGGUGAAAUGCUACAAAUGUGUUACAGUACUAGCAAGUUAAUGAAAUAUGCUUGAUGAGAAUAAAUAUUUUCUAUUGAA
Messenger RNA from Sardina pilchardus (European sardine), 2159 nucleotides. RefSeq names its product PRELI domain containing 1a (gene prelid1a). Bases 376 to 1008 code for a protein of 210 amino acids. Gene Ontology annotation, cellular component: mitochondrial intermembrane space. The record is from RefSeq and is a predicted model, not a curated record. Gene Ontology annotation, biological process: phospholipid transport. Lineage: Eukaryota; Metazoa; Chordata; Actinopteri; Clupeiformes; Clupeidae. Gene Ontology annotation, molecular function: phosphatidic acid transfer activity. The transcript has 8 exons.